AGCUCUAGCGAUGCUGAAACUGUCCCUGUCGACAACACAUACCGGGAGCUCGUCGUCCACAUUAACAGGGAAUUCCAGCGAUAUGCCGUGGAGAACGGCAUCUAUUUCGCUCCCGUUGACGAUGAAGAAAUCGACCGUCUCCAGUACAUGCACGAGAUCUUCAACAUGAUGUUCGACAACAGGCUCAUCUUUCCUCCGAUUCCGCGUCCGCGAAGAAUCCUGGAUUGUGGUUCCGGGUCCGGGGCGUGGGCUAUCGAGGUUGCGGCGGAGCAUCCGGAUUGCGAGGUAAUAGGAAUCGACGUGUACCCGUACCCGGUACCAGAAGAUGCGCCCCUAAAUGUGGAAUUCCAGGUAGACGACCUGAACAGUCCAUCUACCUUCCCUUCGAACUACUUCGAUCUGGUGCACAGCAGGAUGAUGGCCGGAGGCAUUCAUGCAGACAGAUGGCCGAAUUACUUGAGGGACAUAUUGAGGGUGCUUCGGCCGGGGGGUUGGUGUCAGAUGGUGGAGAUAUACUUCAAUGCGCAGUCGGAUAACGGGACUCUUACCUCAAACCAUGCACUUCAGGUAUGGUCACAGAGCUAUAUGCAAAGCAUACAGCCCGCAAAAGACCCCAGGGCGCCGCUGCGGUUGCAAAGUUGGAUGACUCAAGCGGGUUUUGUCGAGAUCGAAUCCCGGUUGUUGACUUUACCCCUGAGCGGGUGGUCGAGCGGUACGUGGCUAGAUCCGCGGGACUAUGCCAUCGGCACAGCAAAUCGACCCAAUGUCCACCGGCUCCUAUCCUCUCUCGCCAUAUUCCCUUUUGCGCACACACUGGACAUGACGAGCACAGACAUAGAGCUUCUAGUUGCGCAAGCUCGUAACGAGGCAGAUAAUCCAGCCUUCAAGGCUUAUUUUCCAGUGUACGUUUGCAUCGGCCGGAAACCGGGCGGAAGCCGGCAACAGCGGCACAGCGAAAGCCGUAGCGAGAAUCACUCCAAAGAACGGAGACAUAGCGACUCGAGGAAGAGGGCGAGGCACUAG
This is a messenger RNA of Canariomyces notabilis, 1023 nucleotides long. RefSeq names its product S-adenosyl-L-methionine-dependent methyltransferase. The record is from RefSeq and is a predicted model, not a curated record. The transcript is spliced from 9 exons. Gene Ontology annotation, molecular function: methyltransferase activity. The annotation marks the transcript as partial. NCBI's taxonomy places the organism in Eukaryota, Fungi, Ascomycota, Sordariomycetes, Sordariales, Chaetomiaceae.